Leguminivora glycinivorella is the source of this 1725-nucleotide messenger RNA. Its product is annotated as mpv17-like protein. The transcript has 4 exons. The record is from RefSeq and is a predicted model, not a curated record. Gene Ontology annotation, cellular component: membrane; cytoplasm. NCBI's taxonomy places the organism in Eukaryota, Metazoa, Arthropoda, Insecta, Lepidoptera, Tortricidae. The coding region runs from base 146 to 730 and encodes 194 amino acids.
UCCUAUAUUGCUGAGACUCAUUUUCACGGUCGUUUCCCGUUAGAAAACACUGAAGGCCAAGUUUUAUUUUUUUAUGGGAAUAAUUACAUAAUAGGAGUGCCUUGUUUCGUGAUACCCGGUCAAGCCCACCAAUCAACUUUACGACAUGACUGUUUAUAGUAAAUGCAAAGUACUUUUCAGGAAGUAUCCUCUAUUACGAGGAAUGGCAUCAUAUAGUAUUAUCUGGCCUACAUCCAGCCUUAUACAGCAAACGUUCGAGGGCAAGGAUUUAGAAACCUAUGAUUGGUGGAGGUGUGCUCGCUAUGGACUCUAUGGGUCUUGCUAUGUUGCACCUACACUGUACACUUGGUUGACAGUUGCCAGCAUAAUGUGGCCUGGAAAUACUAUUAGAGCUGGCAUUAUCAAGACUUUUGUGGAAACUAUCACAUACACACCAUGUGCAAUGUGCAGCUUUUAUUUUGGAAUGAGUCUUUUGGAAAUGAAGCCUCUGAACGAAGCUGUAGCAGAAGUACAAUCAAAAUUCUGGCCUACAUAUAAGGUUGGAGCAUCAGUUUGGCCCGCGGUAGCCAUGAUCAACUUCUGCCUCAUCCCCGCCAGGAAUAGGGUGCCCUUCAUCAGCCUCUGCAGCCUGGUAUGGACCUGCUUCUUGGCUUACAUGAAGCAUUUAGAGAAGGAAAAAGUUCCCGACAGUGUGUUACCAACACCAAAAAUCCUUAAAAUUCAUAUAUAAUACAGGUUUCAAUUAAUAGGAAUAUUAACCACCUGUGCCUUAAAAGGAUGCAGCUAUAGCUAGAUCAAUUGUAGUGUAAGCAUAAUGAUGAGUGUGAUAUAAUUUAUUUAUUUAUUAUUGAGAUUGAUAUGAAUACUAGUAUUAACCUGUAUUUAUGACAAGUAUUAAUCUUUGUAUUACUAUGAAUAUUGUUACAGAUGGAAUUGUUAUCACUAUUACAUGUAUAGGAUACUGUUGGGUAUCUGUGAUAUUUUUAUAUUAUUUAUUUUAGAUUUACAUAAAUAUACUGGGAUCUGAUGUACACUGUAAAUUUUAAAUUCAUUUACAUGUUUAACAUGUAUAAUAAAGUAUAUUAUUGUUGAAAAUAGUAUUCUUUAUUGGUAUUUUUAAUUUAGUAUUCGUGAGUUUCGUGACUAAGCUAUUAAUUCUAAAAACUAUUACAUCAUCACAGAAAAUGGACGAAGGAAUAUUAUUGUACAUCCUACUAGUUGCUACUAGGUCCAUUUUGUCGCUUAUAAUAUGGACGAGAUUUGCUUGCAUCUUUAAACAAAUUUAAAAAAACCGUCUGUAUGGCAAUAUUACAAAGUGCAAUGGUUUUUUGUUGGCCGCUGACACAUUUUAAAAUGUUAUGAUUGUUAUGAAUUUAUCAUAAAAGUUUGAAUUAAGUUAGUUAUUUAAACUAAGGGUAAAAUAAAAUGUUUAUAUUCUGAGACUACUAUCUUGUGACACGGCCACGGGUAAACAGCGCUUGUGACAAAAUUGGUCGAUUUUGUUCAGCCAGUCACACAACACGUGCUUAGUUAACACAAGUACAUGGUGGCUGCUUAAAGUACACGUGUCUCCCGAUUAUGCCAGAUAUAUUAAGCGAAGUUUGGCAACGUUAAUGCCACUUGCGCCUCAUUGUCUGUCGCCGCUGCCAACUAUUGAAUAAGUGGGUUUGGAAGCUAUUCCUUCAAUGUUAAAUUUAUAAAUAAAAUGUACAAGUGUUUAUUUAA